GAACAUUGUUUUGUAUUCUAUUAUUCCGCACGGACGAAUAUUUUUGUAGGACAGCGAUCGGUCGGCGUGCUAAGAUCGCAGUGUUUUGAAAAUGUGAGUGUGUUGGUGUAAUUUUUUUCUUCUACAGACGGGACACAAUUAACUUAAGCGUUUUGAUACGAUUACUUAUUGACUGUUUUGUCUCGACGUUUCAUUCACGGGUAGCGGGUAGAGGAGUCGUUCACUAUGGUGUUCUUCACAUGCAAUGCUUGUGGGGAAUCCCUGAAAAAAGCCCAGGUGGAUAAACAUGUGAUGAAGUGCCGUGGCUGCCAGGUUCUAUCCUGCAUCGACUGUGGAAAAGACUUCUGGGGCGAUGACUACAAAAAUCACAUCAAAUGCAUCAGCGAAGACCAAAAAUAUGGAGGCAAAGGCUAUGAGGCAAAAGCCAGCAAAGGGGAUGUGAAACAGCACCAGUGGAUCCAGAAAAUUAAUGAAGCAUUAAAUAAGCCUGGAGUCAGUCCAAAGCUGAAAGAGGUGCUCAAGCAAGUCGGUACAUACGACAAUGUCCCGAGAAAAAAGGCAAAGUUCCAGAACUGGAUGAAAAACAGUUUAAGGAUUGUCAACUCGCAUCUACACGAAGAAGUGUGGAACAUCCUCAAUUCAUCUGCUGACAAUCCCCCUGAUGUGCCACAGAAGGGUGAAAAACCUGAGAUGAUGACUCAAGUCAAUGGUGUCGAUGGUGAUGUGAAAGGAAAGCAGAAUGGCCACUCGGACACAAAGAAGAAGAAACUUUUCAAGCAAGAGCGUAAAGAGAUGCGUCAACAGGAAAACAUCAACGGAAAAGUGUCUACGGCUGAGGAGGAGCAGACAACCAAAAAGAAAAAGGACAGAAAGAGAGUGCGAGGUUGUGAAGAUGAUGGAAAUGAAGAUGAAAACGAUGCUUCUGAUCAAAUGUACAGAAAGAAACUGAAAAACCAAAAAGGAGAGGCUGCUGACAUGUCUGAACAAAGUGAUGAUCUACCAGUUGCCAAAGGCAAUUUCAAAUGGAAAGAAACAAUCAAGGCAGUAUUGAGAAAUUCGCCCGACCAGGAAUUACCAGUGAAGAAACUCAGGAAGAAGGUUCUGGCUGCGUACUUCACAGUCACUGGGGAUGGAAAUUUCAAAACAAAGGAGGAGGUCCUUGCACUUUUUAACAAGAAGAUCAACAAUAAUCCCAAGUUUAGAGUUUUGAAAGACAGAGUAAGUCUUCGAAAAUAAACAUGAAUGUCCCAUUUUAUGGAAGGAAAUGUACGUUUGUUCAAGGUUUUUACCAUUGUGCUGUAAUCUU
Doryrhamphus excisus (bluestripe pipefish) is the source of this 1306-nucleotide messenger RNA. The record is from RefSeq and is a predicted model, not a curated record. Lineage: Eukaryota; Metazoa; Chordata; Actinopteri; Syngnathiformes; Syngnathidae.